UCGUGUCUCGUGUCUCGUGUCUCAUACCUCAUGCCUCUCCCAUGGCUUGUGAAAGGGGUGGGCAACGGUCCAGAGCCCCUACCCCGGCUUGGUUGUACAAGUGCAACGUCUCUUUGGAAUGUCCAAAAGCGCUCUCGAGGACAUCGCUCUUCGCGUGAUACACGUCUGGCUCGGCAAGGCGCCGUUGAGCAGUCUGAACAAUGCGUACGAGCCGCUCUCGGCGGUCGAGCUGCCGCAGCGCGAGGUGCGGCCGUCAGCCGCCGUGGCCGAGUUCCUGCGGUGCGUGAGGCACCAGUUCCCCGCGGUGCGGCUGGACGGCAAGGAGGGUUUCUUCAGCGACGACGGCGGCGGCGAGACGGAGCAGAAGCAGCAGCCGCGGGGCAGCCCGUCGGCGCCGCGCGAGCAGCGGCUAUCCUUCAAUCCGAAAGCGGCCGCCGUGCUGCACCUCGACCGCGAGCUGGCCGACAAGUUGUACCAGGCCCGGCUCAAGGCGGACCUGGCGCGGCGGCGGCGCGACCACGUCGAGCAGGUGGUGCAGACGACGCGGUUCCGGCGGCUGCAGUUCCACGCCUCGGUCGGGGUCGCCCACCACCUGUGCCACCUGUUUGUGGGGUUCCUGCGCAACUUUGGCGGGCUCGCCGCCGAGGUCGCCGACGACGACGUGCUGAGCUUGGUCGCCCAGUACGACGCCGGCUCCGAGUUCGAGGCCGCCUUCUUCGGCGGCUGCCCUAAGAUGUUCCUCGACGUCGCCGCCCUGUUCGACCAAAAGUACAGCCGCCAGAGUUACGUCGGCCGCAGCUACCUGGUCCGCUCCGAGCGCGACGAUAAGGGAAGGAGGACUGCGAGUGCCAUCUGCCAGCACAUGAUCGACAGCUAUCUCCAAGGCGACUUCUCAGCGCCGCUCUUGAGCGACGACGAAGGAGGCUUUGAUGACUACCGGGACCUCAAGGACAAGUACGACCUCUGCGGUGGCCGGACUCGACAGAGGAGCGUGCCCAACUUGGACGAAGCUGCAUCCGCAAAGGAGGGAGGGCGGCUGAGCGUGCCGUGGAACAUUGUCGGCACCAACUACAAGCUCCUGCGCAAGAGCUGCUUCGACCCCUCAGUUCGGAUCGUGGACCUGUAUGGCCAGCGCAUGAAGUCGAAGGGGCCGUAAUUAGGUCGUUACUCGUGGGAGAAAUUGCAUUUUUGGGACGUGGAGGAAGCGUCGUUGGGGAUGGCAACGGCUGGGACGUUCCAACAGGACUUAAAUACCCAAUACUUGAACCAUCUUUGGAUAUAUUCCAGCUCCGAGACGUGAAAAAAACGUGUCAUUGACAUAUUUAGAG
Messenger RNA from Lasiosphaeria miniovina, 1328 nucleotides. RefSeq lists its product as uncharacterized. The transcript is spliced from 3 exons. The record is from RefSeq and is a predicted model, not a curated record. NCBI's taxonomy places the organism in Eukaryota, Fungi, Ascomycota, Sordariomycetes, Sordariales, Lasiosphaeriaceae. The coding region runs from base 119 to 1156 and encodes 345 amino acids.